Molecule: messenger RNA, 3682 nt
Organism: Colius striatus (speckled mousebird)
Lineage: Eukaryota; Metazoa; Chordata; Aves; Coliiformes; Coliidae
Gene: HPS6
Product: HPS6 biogenesis of lysosomal organelles complex 2 subunit 3
Exons: 2
Coding region: 123-2582 (819 amino acids)
Biological process (GO): lysosome localization; organelle organization; protein localization to membrane
Cellular component (GO): BLOC-2 complex; lysosomal membrane
Source: RefSeq, a predicted model, not a curated record
CGGCCCCGCCCGGAAGCGCUCCGCCGCGUGAUUGCGCAGCGCGGCGUCCUGCCCGGCGCGGCGCAGCCCGGCCGACACCGGCCCCGGCGAGGCAGCCGCCGCCGCAGGGUGGCCGCCCCAAGAUGAAGCCAGCUGGGACGCUGCGGCGGGUCUCCGACUUCAGCGACUUCAGCCGAGGCCACUGGCUGCAGGAGCUGCUGUGCCAGGCAGGACAGCCCAGCCACGUCCACUCCAGCCCCGACGGGCAGCACCUUUUGGUCCUGCAGAAGAGCCGUCCACCUCCCCUGCACCGGCUGGUGGCCUUCCAGCGCCACGGCAUCGGUGGAGCCGACCUGGAGAGGAACUGGGAGCCGCCUCAGCCAGCACUUGUGGGACUGCUCUUCCUGCAGAGCCCUGUGACAUCGGGCUCCUGGGUACUGGCCAUCGUGUGGGAACACGGCCGGACUGAGGUCUGGCACUUUGCGGUGGCCGUGGGCUGGCAGCUGCUGCAGACGCUGGAGCUCUGCCAGGGUGCUCGGGCACGGAUCGUGUCUGUGUGCAGCCAGGGAGCCAGCCUGGUGUGGUGUGAGGAGAGGCCUCCCCUGGAUGCCCACUCGGACAUGAGCAAGUGUGCCUUCAGGUUCUGUGUCUGCUCCCGGGCUCUGGAGGUGGGGGAGCAAGGUGUGCAGCUGGGCACUGUAAGGAUAGUCUUGCACAACAGCCCUGAGUACCAGGUCCUGGCCUCCCCACAGCAUGUCUUCCUAGUGCCUGCUGCUGCCAGCUUUGCCACCACUUCCAAAUUCCUCCUCAUCUGGCAUCCCGAGAAGGCAAAGCUCACCAUCGCAGCCCCCUCUGCAGGCUUCGUGCACAGCAAGGUGCUGCGCUCCAGCAGUGAGUCAGACUUCAGGAAGCUCCUGCUUGGCUCUGUGGGUCUUCUCUCAGGUUUGGCACCUCUGGACAUUCACACCUCAGCCAUGUCCAGCAGUGGGGGUCUGCUGCUGGUGAGCACAAAGGGUGCUGUGAGCAUGGUGGAGCCAGAUGGGACACAGAGGCAUAUCUUUGACCUAGAAGAGGCGGCUUUGGCCCGAGGAAGUCCUGUCCAGCUGAAGACCUUCGGCAGCAUCCUGGCCUGUGUGCUGGCUGGGGUCCUGUACCUUGUCAACCUGAACAGUGGAAGGCUCAUAGAAAAGAAAAUCCUGAGCAUGAAAGAGAUGCAUUUCCUGGAGUCCCCCAGAGAGGAGGACAGCAUCCAGCUCAUCACACAAACUGGCAUCUACAGCUUUAGCUUCUCCAAACCUGAGGACAGCAGCAGACCUGAGCCAUGCCUGGUGGACAUGGUGUUUGAGGAGGCCUGCAGAUACUACCAGAGGAGAAGCCUCAGCAGCUCCAAGCUGACAGUGGAGAAGCUGAAGAAAGGUGGUGUGUUCCAGGCUCCUGUGGCCCUCGCUGCCAUUCUGCAGCACAGUCUCUGCCAGAAGCAGAAGCCAGCCCAAGGCCUUCAAGACACUUAUGCCAAGCUGUUAAGCACAAUGAGCCUGGAGCUGCAGAGCUACGUGAGCCUGGAGGUUCUCAAGACCUGUGUGGUGUGUGCCCCAGAGAGUGAGGUGGAAAGCUACUGCGAGGAACUGGUGGAGCAGGAGGUCAGCCGCGUUCUGCACUCUGACAUGGACAAGGACAGCUUGGCCUACCUGAAUUCUAUCUUUGCCUCCUUCCCCAAGGCUGCCUGGAAGGCCACGAGAAGCUGCCUCCAGCUGCAGCAGAAUGGGGAUGGCCUCUUGGUAGCCAGGGCCACCCCAGAGGUGUGGAAGAAGGUCCUGGGAGGGCUGCAGCAGGAUGAGAUGGGUCAGAAUGGAGUGGUCCCUCUCUUUGAGCUCAUUUGUGCCUCCUUCCUGAGGUUUAAACCCAAGUGGCUGCCCAGUUUCGUGGAGCUGACCCAGCAGUAUGUUAGCAUCUCUUGGGCAUACAGCAGCAAAGAGGGCCCAGAGGGCCGGGUGCCGCUGUACAAGAGAGCACUGGGAGUACUGGCCAGGAAGAACAAGCACAGCGAGGCAGAUGAUGAGAUGGAACUUGAGCUGCUGCUCUGCAGCAAGAGGCCUAAGGCCGUGCUGCAAGCUCUGCACCUUCUCAUCCGCCUGAAACGCUGGCAGCGGGUGGUGGAGGUGGCGGAGAAGUUCUCCAAGCUCAGCCCCUUGCUUAACAAGGAGAUCUUCACCAUGCUGCUGGCAGAGUUUGCUCAGCACCGGGAACUGGACCCUUACCUGGCCGUGCUGUGGCCGCUGUGCCCCGCUGAGCUGACCGCCUCUGACAUCCUCACCAUGGUCCUGCAGCACCUGCCUCGCUCCCAGGAGGACCCAGUGCCCUUCUCCAGUGAGGCCAGCCAGCUGACUGUAGGCUUGCUCAAGCCGCUGCUGCAAAGGGUGGUGCAGCGGCCCUGCGUCCAGGACGAGAUGUACUCGGAUGCCUUACAGAGCCCCACUUUCCCCCCUCCCACCCCUCCCCGAGAGCACAGGAUCCCCUCAAAAGCAGCAGCUGACGAUCCCCCUCAGCCCCUCACGGCAAGGACUUCCUCCCCCUCCACAGUGGUUCAGGUUGACACGGCCUGAAUGGGGAAAAACAACAGGAUCCCAAGCCUUGGGAGCACAGGGAGGGAAAAGCUGUGUACACUCCCCAAAGCCUGCUCCCUGCUGAAGCCUUCCUGGGGCAGCCCCUGGAGAAGCUGAUGGGGUGGGCUGGGGGUCUGGGCUGAUGCCAGGGCAGGCUUUCUGGCUGUUGCUGACAAGUGCAAUUGUGUGUGCCCCAGUGGAGGUCCAGACGCAGGGUGUGUUUGCAGAUGGAAGGCGCUGGCUGCACUACAGGACUAUAGACCUGCUCUUUGCCUUAAGCACUUUGGUUUUGGUUUGUUUGGCUCCUCUAUAACUUCCCUUCUGCUUCCCCGAGCCCCCAGCAGUGGUGGAGCGGUGGGCAGGGACACACACACAGGCUUUCCCCCGGCUCUGUGCUCAGGGGGCUGGGUGGUGCCUCCACGCUGUGCCUGUGAGGAGCUGGGCAUGUUUCUUGCAGUGGGGCCAGCGAGUGCUGUGCCAUGCCCCCUGCCAGGCGCCAGUGUGGCACAGCUCCGUGGCACCGGGGUCCCCGCACACGCGCCGGCAGCUGCAGCGCCGCACCCUGUCUUGCUGUGAUUCCCCUGGGACCGGGCCUGUAGCUGUGACUGAUUGCAGCUCCAUAGCUGAAGAGAGCAGUCAGGUUCCCUUAUCUCUGUAUCCCACUCUGUUCUGAGCUGAGAAGCUGGCAGCUGCCUGUGUGAGCCUGGGGCUGGCCCUGCUUCUCCCUUGCCUUUGUGGAAGCUUAGAUUAUGCUUCAGGACACUCAGGCCCUCUGUUCCCAUCUCCUCUACCUUUGCCCUUUGCACACAAAGGGGCUUUGUCAGGGUUGUCUGGCUCAUAUUGUGCCUCUGUUUGCAAAGUCAGUGUAACUUGAGAGCAGUCAUGCAGGAAGAUCCAGGUUCCAGCCUCUCUCCAGUGCUCCCCGCAUGUCCCUCUCUUCCGAGAGAGACCUGGGCUGGGGCUUUGCCUUCAGGGCUGUGGUGUGAAGGAGCUGUCUCUUGCUUUGCUGGGCUGGGACAGGGGAGAUUCACCUGACUUAGGCCUCUUGAGACUGAAGUGUGGAAGACAGACUCCUUUUAAAAAUAAAGGUUCCUAAAGCA